CGGUACCGAGUCCCGGCCCCGGGAUCUGACCGCCCGUGACGCGAUUCCGUCUAGAACUCGCUCUGCGACUGCGCGGAGCCGGCAGCCGCUGCCGGCACUGGGGAAGGGGGAGGGGAGCUGCAGGUCGGCUUUAGUUACCAUGGAGACCCUAGGCCUCUGCUUCCUCUCCGCUUUAAUCUGCUGUUAUUAUUUCUGGAUCCGAAACAUUUACCGCAAGAACAGCGGCGACCCGGGUCCUCCUGCAGCCGGAGGGGAGCGGCCUAGGCCGGGUGCCGCCGCUCUGCUGGUGACCGCGCACCCGGACGAUGAGUGCAUGUUCUUCGCCCCGGCCUUACUGCGCCUGGCAGGCCGCGGCCUGUCGGUACAUUUGCUGUGCCUGUCCACAGGGAACUUCUACAAGCAAGGGGAUGUUCGUAAGAAGGAACUUCUACAGAGCUGUGCUGUUCUGGGGAUCCCUUCAUCUCGUGUAACCAUUCUGGACCACAGUGAUCUUCCGGACAAUCCCGGAAUACAAUGGGACCCAGCGUUCAUCGCGAUGCUUAUCCUCAGGCACGUACAGAUACAUCACAUCAGCCUAGUGUUGACUUUUGAUGAAGAUGGAGUGAGUGGACAUGCCAACCAUAUUGCUCUUUACUAUGCUAUCAGGAAACUUCACUCAGAGAAGAAAUUGCCCAAUGGAUGCCAAGCUCUAGUACUCCAAUCCACAAAUGUUCUCCGGAAAUAUAUCUCCAUCCUGGACCUGCCGAUCAGCUGGCUGAGGCCCCACUAUGUGAUGUAUAUAUUACACAGUUGGGAAUAUCAACAGGCAAAGAAAGCCAUGUACUGUCACCAGAGCCAGCUACUAUGGUUCCGUCACCUCUACCUGUACAUUUCCCGUUACAUGUUUAUAAACACCUUCCACUUAAUGUCACAGUGAACAUUUGAUGACAACUCCCUUUCUGUUGUAUGCCCUUAAGCUGCUGGAGAUCAGUUUUAGAAGAUGCUGCUGCCUGGAAAUCAUAUUAGAGACUGGGCUAAAAUAUAUGAACAAACCUUCCAUGGAAUUACAUAGAAAUAUGAUAGCUGAAACUCUAACCAUGAUUUUAAUUGCUGCUGGGGAUCCUGUGAUUGUGUUUUUCCUUUUUUUGGAUAAUUGUUCUUAUUCCUUUGUAUCUGAAUAAUAAACAGUUCUGUCAGGAACUGCACAGGAGCUAAGGGUUAGCUAAUGGUAGCUUGAUGCUGGCAAAGACUUUUGUAAUAUUUUGAAUUCAGGGGGUACCUAAGAUAGGCAGUUGACUAUUCGUAGGUAAUUUUAAGACAGUUUAUUAAGAAGCAACAGUUUAGAUAUGAUGCAUUAGUUAAUGCUGUUUAGCUAGCCUGCUAUGCAAAAAAUACCCUAUAAUUAAAGGCCAUAAUUUCUUACACUUUUAAUGUAAUGGACUUGGUGGUAAUUGAAUCCUUUAACUUAAAUAAACUGCAUGGAUUAAAUUGAUUGCUAUAGAAACAUUGAAA
Carcharodon carcharias (great white shark) is the source of this 1491-nucleotide messenger RNA. It is a transcript of the gene pigl, whose product is annotated as phosphatidylinositol glycan anchor biosynthesis, class L. The transcript is spliced from 7 exons. NCBI's taxonomy places the organism in Eukaryota, Metazoa, Chordata, Chondrichthyes, Lamniformes, Lamnidae. Bases 140 to 916 code for a protein of 258 amino acids. Gene Ontology annotation, cellular component: endoplasmic reticulum. The record is from RefSeq and is a predicted model, not a curated record. Gene Ontology annotation, biological process: GPI anchor biosynthetic process. Gene Ontology annotation, molecular function: N-acetylglucosaminylphosphatidylinositol deacetylase activity.